GACGGUUCUUUCGGGACUUUAAUUUCGAUUCGACUUUAACAAUGGGCUAUCUCACACAAUUUGCGGUUGAAAACUUUAAAACAUGGCGAGGAAAACAAGUUAUCGGACCAUUCUUGGAGUUUAGCUGCAUUAUUGGGCCCAACGGCUCCGGUAAGUCCAACGUGAUGGACGCCAUCAGCUUCGUCAUAGGCGAGCGGGCGAGCUCUCUGCGAGUGAAGCAACUCAGUGACCUGAUCCAUGGAGCCCACAUCGGGCAGCCGGUGUCAAAAAGAACCAGCGUUUCCAUGUUCUACCAACACGACCAGGAACAGGAGAUUGUCUUCUCUCGGAGUGUCUAUGGCAACACCUCCGAGUAUCUCAUCAACGACGCUCAUGUUUCUUUCAACCGGUACACUGAGGAGCUUGUCAAGAUUGGCAUCAUCACCAAAGCUCAAAACUGCAUGGUUUUCCAGGGAGCAGUGGAAUCCAUCGCUUUGAAGUACUCCAAGGAGUGUACCAACAUUUUUGAGCUGAUCAGCCAGUCCAAGGAGUUAGUGGACGAGUACAACCAGAAAAAGGAGGCCAUGUUGAGGGCCAAGGAGGACACCAAUUUUCAGUUCAAGAAAAAGAAAUUGGCAACUGUCGAGAACAAGCUGAUGUCUAAUGAGAAAUUGGAGGCCCAGAAAUACCAGGACCUGCUGGAAGAUAUUCAAGAAAAGCGUGUACAGCUGAGCCUUACUGAGCUCUAUCAUAAUGAGAAGGCCAUCAAGAGUACCAACGACACUCUGAGCAUCAAGCAUGGGGCAGCUGCCGCUCAGAAUGCUUCUCUCCAGGACUGUGAGCAGAUGGUGAAGACCUUCAAGAAGGAGCAUGGACGCCUCGUCAGGGAGGAGCAACACAUGGAGAAAGAGAUCCGUGCCCAGGAGCACGUCCUUUCCCAGUCUCGCUCUCACUUUGUCAAAACAAAAGUGAACACCUCCCAUCAUUUAAAAAAGAUAGCUGAGCUUCAAGCGUCUGCAAAAAAGAGCCAGAAAGUCUUAGGGCGGACAGAGGAGGAGCUUGCUGAAGCCCAGCAGGAAAAAAGGGAGCUGGAGAAGACCUGGAGGUUCUACGAAGAACAAUUUCGGCAGGAGAGAAUGUCCCUGGGCGGGGAGGUUGAAUUGGAUGAGAGCCAGGUGAAACGCUACAAAGAACUCAAGGAGCUCGUCAGGAAGCAGAAUGCAGUGCUAGGCCAGGAAGUCGAGAAGAUGCAGAGGGUUGUCAAGGCUGACUAUGAUCUGAUGGCAUUUGACCAGCGCAAACGGAAGGAAGUGGAGGCUGGAAUCCAAAACAACAAGACACAUUUGGAUGAUUUAACCGACAGAGCAGAGAAGCUUGAGGAAUACACCAAGACCUGCAAGUCGUCUCUUGAUGAGCUCCGUCAGAACGAGGAGAGCUUGCAUGCAGAGUUGCAGCGUGGCAGAGAGCGCACUGCCCAGGUGAACGAGGAGCUGGGCCAGGUGUUGGAGCAGCUGGGCAACGCCCGCCUGGACAGCCAAGAGAGCAAUCGUCAGCGACGGCGCAAAGAAAUUCUGGAAAAGAUGCGCAGGCUCUUCCCUGACACGGUGUACGGCCGCCUUUGUGACUUGUCCAGCCCCAUUCACAAGAGGUACCAGCUAGCUGUCACCAAAGUGUUUGGGCACUUCUUGAAGGCCAUCGUCGUGUCCACAGAGAAGGUGGCCCAGGCCUGCAUCAAUUUCCUCAAGGAGGAACGGGCUGAACCUGAGACCUUCCUGCCCAUUCACUACUUGGAUGUGAGUCCCCUCAACGAACGCUUGAGGGAGAUACCGGGUGCCAAUAUGGUGGUGGACGUCGUGCUCAUCAAAAUGUCCACAAACGUGCCACAGCUGAAGAAAGUGGUGCAGUUUGUAUGCGGCAACACGCUGGUGUGUGAAACCAUGAAAGAGGCCAGAAGCAUUGCCUUUGGCGGGGACCGCCGCCUUAAGACCGUAUCGCUGGACGGAACCAUGUUUUCAAAGUCCGGUCUCAUUUCUGGAGGCUCCAGUGACCUCCGCAGCAAAGCUCGCUGCUGGGAUGACAAGGACGUCACUAGGCUGAAGAAUGAAAAAGAACAGCUAACUGAUGAGCUACGUCAACUCAUAAGGCUCAAGCGGAAGGAGUCGGACCUGAAUUUGAUCAUUGCGCAGGCUCAGGGUGCACAUACCCGCCUGAAAUAUUCUACAAAUGAUCUGGAUAACCUUAGGAAGAAAAGCAUCACUAAAUGCCUCGAGGAGAUUUCGUGCAUGGAGAGUGAAAUGGCAAACUUGGACUCCCAGAUCCAGAUGCAGGUGAAAAGUGUGGAGGCAAAGGAAACUGCCUUGGAGAACCUCAAAAGCCAAAUUCAGCAGACAGAAGACAUGCUGUUUUCUGACUUCUGUGCUGAGAUCGGUGUGGACAAUAUCCGAGUGUAUGAGCAGGAGCUGCUGAAACAUCAGGAAGAUCACGACAGGAAGCGUUUGGAGUUUGAGAACCAGUGCAAUCACUUGGAUGUCAAGAUGGAGUAUGAACAAGUUCAACUAGAGAAGCACAAGAAGAAGCUCAGUGAAAUUCAGUCUUCCAUCGACCAGGAAGAACGCAACAUGGCCGAAAAGAAAACGGUUAGCGAGAAGCUGCUGGUGGCCGUUCAAGAAAAUGACAACAAACUGCAGGAAAUGAAGAACCAGCUGCUGGAAAAGAAGAGGCUGGAAGCAUCUGCCAAAAAUGAGCUGGAUGAAAAAAUUCUGCAACUCAGAGAGAUGAACAAAGACUUGGCCAAACUUCAGCAGGAGGUGAUGACUGCCGAGAGCGUCCUGGAGCAGAAGCGUUUAGCCCGACACAACUUGCUACUGGCGUGCAAGAUCGAGGGCCUGCCAAUCGAUUUGCUGUCGGGUGACCUGAAUGAAAUCAGCCAAGUGGAGCUGGAAGAAGGGUCUCAAACCUCCAUGCACGUCUUUGAGAGAGAGGCCCACCUCGUGAUCGACUACUCGAUCCUGGAACCCGAGAACAGGGAUGUGCCGGCAGGGGAGAGAGACAACUACAUUGAAAUGCUGAAGCAGUCCCUUCACGCUUUAGAGGAGCAACUAAAAUUCACAGCCACACCCAACUUAAAAGCUGAAGAGAAGCUGAGGGAGGUGCAGGACAAGCUACAAGAUGUGACGGAUGCCUUCAGAGCCAGCACCUUAGUCACACGGAAGUGCCAGCGAGAGUUUGAAGAAGUCAAAGCUAAGCGCUUCCAUCUCUUCAGCCAGUGCUUUGAUCACGUGUCUAGUGUCAUUGAUAGCAUCUACAAGAGAUUAUGCCGCAACUACAGCGCCCAGGUGAAAAGACCGCUUCGCAACGCCGAGGGCAAUUGCCAUCAAAUGAUGACAUAAGAGAUGAAAUUUGCUUCAGGCCAUCCUGUCUGCUGACAAUCCGGAGGAGCCGUAUCUCGGCGGCAUCAACUACAG
Syngnathus acus (greater pipefish) is the source of this 3443-nucleotide messenger RNA. Its product is annotated as structural maintenance of chromosomes protein 1B-like. Bases 42 to 3368 code for a protein of 1108 amino acids. Gene Ontology annotation, cellular component: chromosome; nucleus; cohesin complex. The transcript has 21 exons. Gene Ontology annotation, biological process: sister chromatid cohesion. Gene Ontology annotation, molecular function: protein binding; ATP hydrolysis activity; DNA binding. The record is from RefSeq and is a predicted model, not a curated record. Lineage: Eukaryota; Metazoa; Chordata; Actinopteri; Syngnathiformes; Syngnathidae.